CGCACGGAGCCCCCGCCGGGUGCCCGACCCCUACUCGCCACACUCCCAAGUAGGGGUGUGGGGACCCGGCGGGCGCAAGGGAGCGGCCCCCACCUCCAUCCGCCGCUGCCCGUGAAUUAUGCAGGAGGCUGGCACCGGUGUUCGAGUUGCUCAAGUUUCCCUGGCAACUUUCGUCCAGGCAUCCCUCCUCCGGCGCAGCGGGCAGCUCCACCCGCGCGCCCGGGGCCCCAGGCUCCUUCCCCGGGCAGCCUGGCCUCGCAGCCCUGGGUACCCGGUUACUGUAGGGCUCUGGAAGACGCAGACCCAGACCACGCCCUCGCUCCCUGAACUGGGGCCUCUGAGGAAGCCAAGGUUUAGAAACUUCUCCACUCUGCCCACCUCCGCCAUCCAGACUGCAGACUGUGGCUGCUGUAAGGAGCCUUCCUGUGGGACCCGACGUGCUGACAGCUCUGAGAUCCAGACACCAUGCCUCGCAGCCCCACAUCUAGUGAGGACGAGAUGGCCCAAAGCUUCUCCGACUAUUCCAUGGGCUCAGAGUCAGAUAGUUCCAAAGAAGAGACCAUCUAUGACACGAUUCGGGCCACUACAGAGAAACCAAGCGGCCCGAAGAUGGAGGAGAUCCAAGACAACACCUUGGUGAUUCGAGUACUCAUCCAGGAUCUGCAGCAGACAAAGUGCAUUCGAUUUAACCCAGAUGCCACCGUGUGGGUGGCCAAGCAGCGAAUCUUGUGUACCCUGAACCAAGGCCUGAAGGAUGUACUCAACUAUGGGCUCUUCCAGCCGGCCAGCAAUGGGCGGGACGGCAAGUUCCUGGAUGAGGAACGGCUGCUGCGGGAAUACCCACAGCCCACGGGCCAGGGUGUGCCUUCCCUGGAGUUUCGCUAUAAGAAGCGUGUGUACAAGCAGUCCAACCUGGAUGAGAAGCAGCUGGCUAGGCUCCACACAAAGACCAAUCUGAAGAAGUUUAUGGACCACACUCAGCAUCGCUCUGUGGAGAAGCUGGUCAAGCUGCUGGACAGAGGCCUGGAUCCCAAUUUCCAUGACCUGGAGACUGGAGAGACGCCCCUGACCCUGGCUGCCCAGCUCAAUGACUCCAUGGAGGUCAUCAAAGUUCUCAGAAAUGGGGGUGCACAUUUGGAUUUCCGUGCCAGGGAUGGGAUGACCGCCCUUCACAAGGCUGCCCGGAUGAGGAACCAGGUUGCCCUGAAGACCCUCCUGGAGCUCGGUGCCUCCCCAGACUACAAGGACAGCUAUGGACUCACACCAUUGUAUCACACGGCCAUUGUGGGGGGUGACCCUUACUGCUGCGAGCUCCUUCUCCAUGAGCAUGCCUCCGUGUGCUGCAAGGACGAGAACGGCUGGCAUGAGAUCCACCAGGCCUGCAGGUACGGCCAUGUCCAGCAUCUGGAACAUCUGCUCUUCUAUGGCGCGGACAUGAGUGCACAGAACGCCUCGGGAAACACGGCUCUGCAUAUCUGUGCUCUCUACAAUCAGGACAGCUGUGCCAGAGUGCUGCUGUUUCGGGGCGGAAACAAGGAAUUGAAAAACUACAACAGCCAGACGCCAUUUCAGGUGGCAAUAAUAGCGGGGAACUUUGAACUUGCAGAGUACAUCAAGAACCACAAGGAAACAGACAUCGUACCCCUUGUGCCAACCAGGAGGGCCAUCUCUGGGGUUCCUCCCUGCUCUCACCGCCCUACCAUGGGCUGGGCCCGGUCUUGCACAAUGGAUGAGCCAGCUGGCCUGCGCCCUCCAGCACUGGGCUUCCACAGGACCUGCAGCGGGGAGCAGUCCCACUGGACCAGCAGUGUGCCCUUCCGAGAGGCCCCAGCUUAUUCCAACCGCAGGCGGCGGCCCCCCAAUACAUUGGCUGCCCCCAGAGUUCUUCUGCGUUCCAAUAGCGACAACAACCUCCAUGCUGGUGCACCGGAAUGGGCUGUCUGUUCUGCAGCCACCUCCCACCGAAGCCUCUCACCCCAGCUGCUGCAGCAGACACCCAGCAAGCCCGAUGGAGCCACGAAGAGCCUUGGAAGCUAUGUCCCCGGGCCCCGCAGUCGCUCCCCCUCACUCAACAGGCUCGGUGGCACUGGCGAGGAUGGCAAGAGACCACAGCCACAUUGGCAUGUGGGGUCGCCCUUCACUCCUGGUACCAACAAGGACUCCCUUUCAACCUUUGAGUACCCAGGGCCCAGGAGGAAGCUGUACAGUGCGGUGCCCGGGAGACUCUUCGUCGCCAUCAAGCCAUACCAACCCCAAGUUGACGGCGAGAUCCCCCUUCAUCGAGGCGACAGAGUCAAAGUUCUGAGCAUUGGCGAGGGCGGCUUCUGGGAAGGCAGCGCCCGUGGCCAUAUCGGAUGGUUCCCGGCUGAGUGUGUGGAGGAGGUGCAGUGCAAACCCCGGGACAGCCAGGCAGAAACCCGUGCUGACCGCAGCAAGAAACUCUUCCGGCAUUACACAGUGGGCUCUUAUGACAGCUUCGAUGCUGCCAGUGACUGCAUUAUUGAGGACAAGACGGUGGUCCUGCAGAAGAAAGACAACGAGGGCUUUGGAUUCGUGCUCCGAGGGGCAAAAGCCGAUACCCCCAUUGAGGAGUUCACACCGACACCGGCAUUCCCAGCCCUGCAGUACCUGGAGUCCGUGGAUGAAGGUGGGGUUGCGUGGCAAGCCGGACUAAGGACCGGGGACUUCUUGAUUGAGGUUAACAAUGAAAAUGUCGUCAAGGUGGGCCACCGGCAGGUGGUGAACAUGAUCCGCCAGGGAGGGAAUCACCUCGUCCUUAAGGUCGUCACGGUGACCAGGAAUCUAGACCCUGAUGAUACUGCCAGAAAGAAAGCUCCCCCACCUCCAAAGCGGGCUCCGACUACGGCCCUUACCCUGCGUUCCAAGUCCAUGACAGCAGAACUGGAGGAACUCGGCCUCUCACUAGUGGACAAAGCCUCAGUCCGGAAGAAGAAGGAUAAACCUGAAGAGAUAGUGCCAGCCUCCAAGCCUUCCAGGACCGCAGAGAAUGUGGCCAUAGAAUCGAGGGUGGCGACAAUCAAGCAGCGGCCCACUAGCCGGUGCUUCCCAGCAGCCUCUGAUGUGAACUCCGUGUACGAGCGCCAAGGGAUUGCUGUAAUGACGCCCACGGUCCCUGGGAGCCCGAAAGGCCCAUUUCUGGGCCUCCCUCGAGGUACGAUGCGAAGGCAGAAAUCGAUAGACAGCAGAAUCUUUCUAUCAGGGAUAACAGAGGAAGAGCGGCAGUUUCUGGCUCCCCCGAUGCUGAAGUUCACCCGAAGCUUGUCCAUGCCAGACACUUCUGAGGACAUACCCCCUCCGCCGCAGUCUGUGCCCCCAUCUCCCCCUCCACCUUCCCCCACCACGUACAACUGCCCCAAGUCCCCGACUCCAAGAGUCUAUGGGACAAUUAAGCCUGCAUUCAAUCAGAACCCCGUCGCCAAGGUGCCGCCAGCGACCAGGUCUGAUACUGUGGCCACCAUGAUGCGGGAAAAGGGGAUGUUCUACAGGAGAGAGCUGGACCGAUUCUCCCUGGACUCUGAAGAUGUCUACAGCCGCAGCCCCGCCCCACAGGCCGCCUUCCGCACCAAGCGGGGACAGAUGCCUGAGAACCCAUACUCAGAGGUGGGGAAGAUAGCCAGCAAGGCUGUCUACGUCCCUGCCAAGCCAGCCAGGCGGAAGGGCAUGCUGGUGAAGCAGUCCAACGUGGAGGACAGCCCUGAGAAGACAUGCUCCAUCCCCAUCCCAACCAUCAUCGUCAAGGAACCCUCCACCAGCAGCAGCGGCAAGAGCAGCCAGGGCAGCAGCAUGGAGAUCGACCCCCAGGCCACCGAGCCUGGCCAGCUGAGGCCAGAUGACAGCCUCACUGUCAGCAGUCCCUUCGCUGCCGCCAUUGCUGGGGCUGUGCGUGACCGGGAGAAGCGUCUGGAAGCCAGGAGGAAUUCCCCGGCCUUCCUCUCCACAGACCUGGGAGAUGAGGAUGUGGGUCUGGGGCCACCUGCUCCCCGGAUACGGCCCUCCAACUUCCCUGAGGAAGGUGGGUUUGGUGACGAGGAUGGAACAGAACAGCCACUAUCGCCUACCCCUGGGACAGCACCCAGGGAGCUGGAAAACCACUUCCUAGGUGGUGGUGAGGCUGGUACUGCAGGGGAGACCGGGGGACCCCUGAGUUCCACAUCUAAAGCCAAGGGGCCUGAGAGUGGCCUAGCAGCUCCUCUCAAGAGUGGCAGCCCAGUCAGCCCUGAGAAUUACGUGCACCCACUCACAGGGCGGUUGCUCGACCCCAGCUCCCCACUGGCCCUGGCACUCUCCGCCAGGGAUCGAGCCAUGCAGGAGUCUCAGCAGGGGCACAAGGGGGAGGCCCCCAAGGCUGACCUCAACAAGCCUCUCUACAUCGAUACCAAAAUGCGGCCCAGUGUGGAGUCCGGCUUUCCUCCAGUCACCAGGCAGAACACCCGGGGUCCCCUGCGACGGCAAGAGACAGAGAACAAGUACGAGACAGACCUGAGCAAGGACCGGAGGGGUGACGAUAAGAAGAACAUGCUGAUCAACAUCGUGGAUACGGCCCAGCAGAAGUCAGCCGGCCUGCUGAUGGUGCACACGGUGGACAUCCCCACGGCAGGGCCACCCCUGGAGGAAGAGGAGGACAGAGAGGAUGUGGAUAUAAAGCCAGACCACUCACCCUCCACAGUGCCAGAAGGCGUUCCCAAAACCGAAGGUGCUUUACAGAUCUCCGCUGCCCCGGAGCCCGCCGCUACGCCCGGCAGGACCAUUGUGGCAGCGGGCUCCGUGGAAGAGGCAGUGAUUCUGCCAUUCCGCAUCCCCCCUCCCCCUCUGGCGUCCGUGGACUUGGAUGAGGACUUCCUUUUCACAGAACCGUUGCCUCCUCCCCUGGAAUUUGCAAAUAGUUUUGAUAUUCCUGAUGACCGGGCAGCUUCAGUUCCCGCUCUUGCUGACUUGGUCAAGCAGAAGAAAAAUGACACCCCUCAGCCCCCUUCGUUGAACUCCAGGCAGCCAGCCAACUCUACAGACAGUAAGAAGCCAAUGGGCAUUUCAAACUGUCUGCCCUCCUCAUUCCUGCCACCCCCCGAAAACUUUGACGCCAUCACCGACUCCGGGAUCGAGGAGGUGGACAGCCGGAGUAGCAGCGACCACCAUCUCGAGACAACCAGCACCAUCUCCACAGUGUCCAGUAUCUCCACACUGUCCUCAGAGGGUGGGGAGAGCAUGGAUACCUGUACAGUCUAUGCAGACGGGCAAGCCUUUGUGGUUGACAAACCCCCAGUACCUCCAAAGCCAAAAAUGAAGCCCAUUGUGCACAAAAGCAACGCACUUUACCAAGACACGCUCCCGGAAGAGGACACAGAUGGCUUCGUGAUCCCCCCACCCGCACCCCCGCCCCCACCGGGCAGUGCCCAGGCCAGUAUGGCGAAAGUCAUCCAGCCAAGGACCUCCAAGUUGUGGGGUGAUGUCACAGAGGUCAAAAGCCCAAUUCUCUCAGGCCCAAAGGCAAAUGUCAUUAGUGAGCUAAACUCCAUUCUGCAGCAGAUGAACAGGGGGAAAUCCAUCAAGCCCGGGGAAGGGCUGGAACUGCCCGUGGGAGCCAAGUCAGCCAACCUCGCUCCAAGAAGCCCCGAGAUCAUGAGCACAGUCUCAGGAACACGGAGCACUACGGUCACCUUCACUGUUCGCCCCGGCACCUCCCAGCCCAUCUCCCUGCAGAGCCGGCCCCCCGACUAUGAAAGCAGGACCUCAGGACCACGGCGUGCCCCGAGCCCCGUGGUCUCACCCACAGAAUUGAACAAAGAGAUUCUGCCCACCCCUCUGUCUGCUGCCGCAGCCUCUCCCUCCCCCACACUCUCAGAUGUCUUUAGCCUUCCGAGCCAGUCCCCUGCAGGGGACCUCUUUGGCUUGAACCCAGCAGGACGCAGCAGGUCACCAUCUCCUUCAAUACUGCAACAGCCAAUCUCAAAUAAGCCUUUUACAACUAAGCCUGUCCACCUGUGGACGAAACCAGACGUGGCAGACUGGCUGGAAAGUCUGAACUUGGGCGAACACAAGGAGACCUUCAUGGACAAUGAGAUUGAUGGUAGCCACCUGCCAAACCUCCAGAAGGAAGACUUGAUAGAUCUGGGGGUGACUCGAGUCGGGCAUAGGAUGAACAUAGAAAGGGCUUUGAAACAGCUGCUGGACAGAUAAGGGUGGCUGCCCUGGGCCUUUACAGACUCCUUUGUUAUAAGUAGAGAUGGGCUUAUGUUGAAAUGUGUGGUGGCCAAACAGAGGCUGAGAGCACCACUCUCGGUCCAUGGGCUUGUCUCUGGGUACCCAAAGAAACGCUGUGGGUGUCCUUGGUGUGGCCAAACCAGGGCCUCAAAACCCAGCUCUUCAUGCAGAUUUCUUGGGCGGCUUCUGUCCAAAGGGAUGGUAAGGGGGUUUUCUGUCAUGGUCCCAGAGGUUCCUGUCGAUGGCAUGUGGGACCCUCUCCUCCUGUGGCAGGUACCAGUGUACUCCAGAUACCUCCUGAGGCCUCCCUCCUCUGCCUUCUGGGCAGCUCUCACCCUCCAGCCCCAGAACACAGCCUUUCUUCAGGCCUGUGGCCUCCGGGUGGGCUCACUGGCUCCUAUCCCUCCCCUGUGCUCAGCUCUCAGUGAGCAGCUCCAGGUGGAGCCCCGCCUGAGCCAGACGGUAGAGAAAUGCUGUCCCAUCCGCCUCUUUGUCUGACUCCUGUGAUGUGCAUCUGAGCUUCUUUGGCCCCAAGGUCCCUGGCAGUGGUGGCUGUGUGGACGGGAUCGUGCCCAGCUUGCUUAACUUGCUUUCUCUAUUCCUGCAAACCGAUUAGCAUUUAAUUCCAGGGUGGCCAAACUGAAGUCACACGGAGUUAGUCAAAGCACAAAGUCACGAUCCUGAGGAGGAGGGAGGCCUGGCUGCAGAGCCAACCAGUGUGUGGCUGUCUAAGCCCACAACCUCCAGGACAAGAGCAGGUGUCUGCCCAGAGCAGCAGCUACCCAGGAGAGAGAGGCGGGGGCUCUCGAAUUUACUUUAACUAUCCGGAUGUCUGCUGAGCUCCACAGAGGACAGGACAGAUAAGCAACUGAUCUGACAAGGACAAGAAGACCUGAGGCUCGUGGUAAGCACGGCUGCCCAGGGAAGCUGUUGUCCUCCCUGGGAGAGAAUGGGAUGCCAUGCCUUCCAUCCACACCAGGCCAUGGGAAGCAUCCUGCUGAGGCAGCCCUUUGCCUCUCAGAGGCCAAGAAAGGUGGAACUCAGGGGCCUUUCUCCCUUCUCUCAGAUAGCGGGGAUCCCACCAGCUUGUCUUAACUGUAAGUCUGGGUCUCAGAGAAGCCCAUGGUCAGGACCUGGUGGACAGAAAGUGGGGCACAGGUUGUGGCAAAGUGUAAGCAUGUGUGGAAAGGAAGGCAGGGAGCAUCCUGGACCAAGCCUCACCUCAGGCCCGCUGCCUGAGCCUGCCCUUCCCCCAGAUCUCCUCCCUCCCAAAACAAUACCUCUAAUGUCCCAGGGAGGUCACCGACUGCACACAGCCACUAUGCAGCCAGCCAGGCUCCCGAAUCCCCCUCUCCCGCACACUCAGAGGAGACGUCAAUGUCAGGUUAUGGUUUUAUUAUUUCAGAACUAGCCCAGCCCAUCUCUAAUUAUAAAACAUUGUUUCUUUUUUUUUUUUCCUUCACUUAUGCUCACAACCACAUGUCUGACGAGGCCUGGAACAGCUCUGGAAUGAAAACAUAAAAUUUAGCAAUUUUUAAAAAAAAAAAAUCUUUCUUUACCGCAGGUUUAAAUAUGUGUACAGAUAGUUCAUAAGCACAAUAUUUUAAGGGGGAAAAAAGUGGCUGGUCUACUGGGCAGCCUCUGUGCCACCUCGUGCUGGAAUGCUAAAGGGAGAAAGGGUUCACGGUUUAAUGACACCAUUUCCUUGGGACAAUUAUACAAGCAACCUUUUAAAAUAGCUUUCUUCCCUGGCCACAUCGGAGCCUGCAGCUCUUCCCUUCCCAGCCUUGCCACAGAGCCAUCACUGAAGGGCAAUUAUUUCUUCAAAAAUGAUUACAAUCUACAGCUUGGCAGUUUCUCCAAAAUCAAUGCCCCCCUCACACCACACACACACAUGUACACACACACACACGCCCUCACACACCCCUUGAAAUGGAGACCAAGGCUUCAAAUCUGACUUUUCCCCCCAAACCCUUGGCAGGCCAACCCCAACUUAUGAAUCAUCCGCUCACCUGGUAGCAGGUGACUGGCAAGCACCUUGUCUGGGUUCUGUUGGUUCCCCACAGCAAGGUGAAGGAGUAAUGCCCCAGACACACACGAAUCCAGACACUGUGGGUCGCCGGCAAAGAGUUCAGAGUGUGGAAGUGUGGCCCUGCCAUUAAUCUGUCUUCCAUGGGUGGUUCUCUGAAGUCCCCUCGGUGUGCCAUGUCACUGGGCUCCUUUCCUUUGCCUCCGGUUGGCAUUACCUCUGUACUCAGUGCCAGGCAGAUGCCAGGCAGGAGACCUGAUGGCUUGGGACCCGCUGGACUUAGGCAGCAGGUGACAGGCCAUGACUGCCUUCCUUAGACUUCAAGCCACAUGCCACCAAGCAGAAGCAAGCUGACUGCCAGCCUCGGGAGCUGAUAAGCCAGCUCUGCUUAGCAGUGUCUGGUCACAGAAACACCGCUGGGCCUAUCAGAACCCACCCCCAACCACCCGAACACACGUUUGCCUAGUUGACUGGUCUCUAUCUCUGAUAGCUAAUGUUGCUAAGAAAGCAAUAGUCCCUCACUGAAAUUGCCGCAAUUGCUCUCCCCAGUUGGAACAUGUCAGGACCAGGCCCUGCUCCAGGACCCCCUUCAGUGGUGAAUCAGAUGUUAAACUGCUCAUGAGGACCAUGUUACCACUCUUCCAGGUUUUAAGAUCAACUUUUGUUAUAUACUGUAAUUUAAAUAACUGCAUAAAUUUACAUGCCUAAUUUCUGUAAUAUUGUGUAUACAAAACCAAAAUCUCUCAAGCUGUAAAUUGUGUAUACCCGCCAGGAUCCCUGCUCUGGGGUGUCCGUGCGCAUUUUAGAUUUAAUUCAUACAAUUAAAAAUAACUCAGUGUGACUGCUGCUGUGCUGAAACUUUACAUAAGAAAUCUUUGUGAUACUUUAGUUAAUAAAAUGGUGAGUUUUUUCCUAAGUUAUUGAACAAGCAAACAUUACCCAGCUGACCUGGCAAGGACUUUUGUGUGUGUGUGCGAGUGGGGGGGGCCACAAAUAAUGAUUAUUUUUCUCCCAUUAGCAAUUUUCGGUUUUAAAUACUAACUUGUUUCACACUAGAGUUUGUGUGUAACAACACAUGUCACAUUAUCUUUGUUGCUGUUAAUUUUGUGCUCUUUUUCUUUUUAGACUUUAUUUAGAGGGAGAGAGAGAGAGAAAGAGAGAGAGAGAGAAAGUUCCUGUACUUUGCACUCCCCCCCCAAAAAAAAAUCCUUCGAUCUCUUGUAUGGCAACCAAAAUUACUGUAAAAAAAAUAAAUAUACUCUUGCAAUAAGGUUGUGGUUCUGAUUACAAAGGGGAAGGUGGAACCUGACUCCUCAGAGCUAUCAAGUUUGCCAUCCAGUGUAGGGUGUUUCCCACACCUUAGUCAGCUUUACCUGGACCAGGUGACGUGACGGCGUGGCAUCUCUCCUUCAGCCACUUUGCCUCAAGCCUGUUUCCUCAAGUGCCCUCAUUGUCUAAGCGGAAACCUUGUAUAUUAUUUUAGAACUGUACAAAAUGUCAAAGUGGGCUCACAUGACCACUCCCGAGAGCGUCAGGCCUGGCUGUCCCUUUAGUUUCAGGGUGGGUGCAGGGCACCCAGAGACCAAGCCAAGUUCGGCUCCCUCUUUCCUGGGAGGAGAGGUGUCCUCGCCACACUGAGGGGUGUCGGCUGGCCAGAGGUCAUGGGAGCUGAAGACCAAGUAGCUUCUCUAGCUGACCUAACCAGCCGAUGUUUUCGUGAGCUGCAGUGGACUAAGGCCAGGGGAGCAAGAGAGAAUCUGGGUCUUUAGCAAACUGCUGAAUCAGGAGCCCAGGGCUGUCCGUGCACUUCCGGAAAGUAUAUGAGAAAACCGCUGAACCCCUCUGGCCUCCUGAGUUCCCCGACAGAGUCUCUUCUUGGACACACCCUUCAUCCAAGUAGCAGCAGCCACUGCGUCCCGUCCUAGUCCUUUGCUCCCUGAAGUCCCCAGCAGAUCCUCCCAGACCGUCAGUUCUCCAGUUUCCCAAUCCAGUGAUGUUUCCCAGACCCCGUGGUAAGGUGGGCCUCCAUCAGGAGAUGUCUACUGGUCAACUUUCUCUUUUCUUGAACUGUAUUGAGGCGUCUGCUCCCUGGGGGUCUGUACCAUGUCUGCACCUUUGGAUGCCCUGGGUGGGAGCAUCCUGGAUGGAGGGGUCCCACAACCACAGGUAUACAGCUGCCUGCUUUGGGUAGAAUCCGGCAGUGUCCACUACCCUGCCCCAGAUUCUGUCAGCCCCAUGUCUCACCCUUCAAGUUCCCACUGAUGACGCAGAUUCUUCCUGCGCUCCGGGAUGUGGGUUUGUAGCUCAUAGUCUUUGCUGGUUGAUGUUUAAAGUCACGACAGCCACUGUUUGCGGCUUCUGCUAGAACUCUGCUCACAGCCAAUCCGAAACUUUAUUACAAGCCUUCAAAUAAAUACUGAAUAGAAAAAAAUUGAUUUAAAAACAAAGUGUGUGCCUUGGGUGUUUUGAACUAAUCUGCAUAAAACCAUACUGUAACUGUAUAUUUGAUGAGGGAUCAAUAGAUCUUCAAUGUAUAAUGUAGCUGAUAAAAAUAGUUCUGGUGCCUUGUCUUCUGAACCGAGAAGCCCAGAUCAAUGCACAACCUAAAGAAGCAAAGCCCGACUAGAGAACUGAGUGCUGAGAGGCGUGAGCCCCUGUGUGGGGGGCCUUCUCGUCAGAAGACUGUGGAACACACACAGUCCUUUAUGCUUAAAAAAACAAAAGAGAGA
Chionomys nivalis (European snow vole) is the source of this 10977-nucleotide messenger RNA. RefSeq names its product SH3 and multiple ankyrin repeat domains 2 (gene Shank2). Gene Ontology annotation, molecular function: ionotropic glutamate receptor binding; synaptic receptor adaptor activity. The coding region runs from base 466 to 6195 and encodes 1909 amino acids. The transcript is spliced from 27 exons. Lineage: Eukaryota; Metazoa; Chordata; Mammalia; Rodentia; Cricetidae. The record is from RefSeq and is a predicted model, not a curated record. Gene Ontology annotation, cellular component: dendritic spine; postsynaptic membrane; postsynaptic density.